This is a messenger RNA of Zalophus californianus (California sea lion), 901 nucleotides long. RefSeq names its product 60S ribosomal protein L31-like. NCBI's taxonomy places the organism in Eukaryota, Metazoa, Chordata, Mammalia, Carnivora, Otariidae. Gene Ontology annotation, molecular function: structural constituent of ribosome. Bases 486 to 863 code for a protein of 125 amino acids. Gene Ontology annotation, cellular component: cytosolic large ribosomal subunit; ribosome. The record is from RefSeq and is a predicted model, not a curated record. The transcript is spliced from 4 exons. Gene Ontology annotation, biological process: cytoplasmic translation.
AGUGAUGCCAUCUGAUUAUUGUUUUCAUACUAUUAUUUGAGGAGGAAAUUUUGCUGUAAAAACAGUAAAGGAAGAUUAUAUGUUAGAAGAUGACUUGGAGAGAAAAAAUGAUCUAUUUCAAGGAGAGAUUGUUGAAGACUCUAAAAUGGAGAUAUUUGAUCAGAAUCCUGAAUGAAUGGAAGUCCCCUUCUAAGUGAACACGUGAAGAUUGGACACCUAAGAAAUGUCUUGAUAACUGCAAGGAAAGAAAGGACGUCUUUCUCCACUCUUCCAGUCUCUCAUUAAAGAUACUGAAUAUUCUAAGAGAGAAUGUCUAAUUCUGGUUACCCUGCAUCUGUUGGCAUUUUAAAUAGCCACAUGGGGCCCACAGAUUUAACAGACAGAUGUCCAUCAGUUAAAACAACAGAUGAGUAAAACUCUUGAGCCAUUGACAUACUGAAGAUUAUAAUUACCGUGGCAUUGGAGUUCCUAGAGGGCCCGGCAGAAUGGCUCCCGCGAAGAAGGGUGGCGAGAAGAAGAAGGGCCGUUCUGCCAUCAACGAAGUAGUGACCAGAGAAUACAUCAUCAACAUUCACAAGCGCAUCCAUGGAGUGGGUUUCAAGAAGCGUGCCCCUCGGGCACUCAAAGAGAUCCGGAAAUUUGCCAUGAAGGAGAUGGGAACUCCAGAUGUGCGCAUUGACACCAGGCUCAACAAAGCUGUCUGGGCCAAAGGAAUAAGGAAUGUUCCAUACUGUAUCCGUGUGCGGUUGUCCAGAAAACGUAAGGAGGAUGAAGAUUCACGAAACAAGCUCUACACACUGGUUACCUAUGUACCUGUCACCACUUUCAAAAAUCUACAGACAGUUAAUGUGGAUGAGAACUAAUUGCUGAUUGUCAAAUAAAGGUAUAAAACUGCAAAAAA